AUGUCUGAAGAGAUCUUAAAUAAAUUAAAAAAGAAGCGCGCAGCUCUCCGAACAUCAGUAACGAAAUCGCUUAAAGAUUUGGAAUCGCAGCUUUCGGAAAUUGAUCCGAAAAUUCAUGAUUUGGAAGAAAAUUUAGAAAUAUUAAAGAAUAAUUUCGAAUCGCUUAAAAGUGUCGAUACAGAAUUAGAACCUCUUUUUAAAGUCGAAGAAUUUGAUGCUGAAUUCCAAAAAUCUGAAGAAUAUCGCCAAAAGGUCGUUAAAUGCAGUUUCCGUACCUCCAAAAGAAUCGACGAAUUAAAACGCAAAUCUACUGAAACGGUAGUAAAUAACCAGUUCAGUACUGAUAGUCAAAGCGAACCAAAACAUAACGAGUCUGUUCGAAUUAAAUUACCUAAGUUAACUUUAACGAAAUUCUACGGAGAUAUAAACAACUGGCUAACCUUUUGGAACAGUUUCGAGUCUGCCAUUCAUAAAAAUGAUUCAUUAGAUAAAAUAGACAAAUUUAAUUAUUUGAAAGCUCAUUUAGGUGGUUCUGCUUUAAAUACAGUCGAAGGAUUACCGAUUACUGCUGCUAAUUACGAUUCCGCAAUUGAUCUUCUAAAAGAAAGAUUUGCGAAAACAGAUGUGCUCAUUUACACUCACAUAAAUAACAUUUUGAACACUAAACCGUUGAAAAUCUCGAAUGAUGUUCGCGCCUUUAGAAAAUUUUAUGAUAAUAUUUCUAUCGAAUUAAGAUGUUUAGAAAAUUUGGGUCAGUCUCUCGAGAAUUUAUCAAGUGUGUUAUGUCCAAUAAUUCUGAAAUCACUUCCCCAAGAUAUUUUGCUUGAGAUUAACAGAAUGAGUAAUGGAAGUGCGUAUUGUAAUAUUAAAAGCCUGUGCUUGAUUAUAGCUCAAUGUUUAGAUUCACGCGAAAGGGCGGAAGUCAUAAAUAAGAAUUCAGAGCAUUCGACAGCGAAUAGUGGGCGCCGUCAGUCUGCGUAUGCAGUCCAGAAAAUAAAACUCGUCAUUUCAGCGCGAUGGAAAGAGCAAUAA
Molecule: messenger RNA, 1032 nt
Organism: Stegodyphus dumicola
Lineage: Eukaryota; Metazoa; Arthropoda; Arachnida; Araneae; Eresidae
Source: RefSeq, a predicted model, not a curated record